AUGAAAUUCAUUAUUUUGGCUGUAUUUGUUGCCAUCUGUGCCUUGAGCAUGGCUCAUGAAUACCACGAUCACAAGGAAGAUAAACAUGAGUAUUAUGCCCAUCCUAAAUAUGAAUUUAAAUAUGGUGUUAAGGAUUUGAAAACCGAGGAUAUUAAGGAGCAAUGGGAACAUCGAGAUGGCGAUAAGGUUCAUGGUGGCUACCUUUUGAAAGAAGCUGAUGGCACCACUCGUGUGGUUAACUAUCAUGCCGACGAUCACAGCGGUUUCCAUGCUGAUGUCAAUACAAUUGGUGAAGCUAAACAUCCUGAAACUCAGAAACAUGAAAGUCACGAACAUAAACAUGAAAUUGUCCAUGUCCAUCAUGCUGAGCUGGGUCAUGCUGCCGAAGUUGUCCAUCAUGUUGCUGACGAAGCUCACUACACUGUCGAAGGUCAUCUUGCUCAUGAAGUGGCUUCCGCUGAACAUGUUAAUCAUCAUAAUUUACAUUACUUCGAUCAUAGCAAACAAGCUGAUAGUCAUUAUGGUCAUGCCACCAGCUAUGCUCAUAUUGAGAAGCACUAA
This is a messenger RNA of Musca vetustissima, 561 nucleotides long. RefSeq names its product histidine-rich protein PFHRP-II-like. The record is from RefSeq and is a predicted model, not a curated record. Gene Ontology annotation, cellular component: extracellular matrix. Lineage: Eukaryota; Metazoa; Arthropoda; Insecta; Diptera; Muscidae. The transcript is spliced from 2 exons. The coding region runs from base 1 to 561 and encodes 186 amino acids.